CAUGCCGCCGAGGAUCAGCUCCAAGUACGCCGAUACCAGGAGUGCAGGCACAACACAGUCCGUCAAGAUUGGCUUCCUUCUUCUUCUCAAAGAGAUCCUUCAGAAGUAAUCCACUCAAGCGGACUAAGUCAGCAAUCAAGUUAGAGCCGCCAAAGGACAGGGUGCUGGCUGCACCACCAACACAUCCUGCUACACAUGCGCUAAGAACAUCAAGAUCUCAUGAAAGUUUACUAUCAGCACAUUCACCCGCAGUUUCUACGAUGGAUUUGGGACCUCCAAAUCAAGUAGAAAUUCGGGCUUUACACUCGUCAGUAUUAGGCCGACCGCACUGUUUCGCACUGAGCGCAGAGAACCGCGCUCCGCGUUAUUUUGCCUGUGCCUCGCGAAAGGAGAGAGAUAGAUGGAUAUACAGUUUACGACAAGCAGCACGACCAGAGGAAAUGCGGACGAGGCGAUGCGAGAGAACAGUGAAGCUUUGGCUACUAGAAGCGAAAGCUAUCCCACCCAAGAAGCGCUAUUAUUGCGAAAUAUUAUUGGAUGAUACAUUGUACGCUAGGUCGUCCUCAAAAUUGAAGUCGGAAUUAUGUUUCUGGGGCGAAGUUUACGAAUUCAGCGCGUUGCCUGCCGUGCGGGCGAUACAUGUGAACGUUUAUCGGGAACCAGAGCGGCGCGCGCGCAAGCGGGACAAACAUGCUCUUGUUGGCACAGUACGUAUACCCGUCGAUGACGUCUCAUCUCGCUAUCUCAACGAGCGUUGGUACCCGCUUAGUGAAGGCGAUAAACCGCAAUCUCCCGGCCGGACACCCACGCCAAUACCCGCCUUACGUAUCAAAUGUCGUUACCAGUGCGUGGAUGUACUACCGCUGGACUGCUAUGCGCGAUUCCUCGACUACCUGAAGAGGAACUAUAGGCGGCUCUGUGAAUAUCUAGAGCCAGUUAUUGGUGUCAAAGCAAAGGAGGAUAUAGGCUGUGCUCUCGUACUAUGUAUGGCCGGUGCGGGCUUAGCUCCGCGGUACUUGGCAGAUGUCGUGGCAUUAGACGUACGAAGGACAGGCGACCACUCGUUAACCUUCAGAGGAAACUCACUGGCUACUAAGAGUAUGGAAGCCUAUUUGAAACUUGUUGGAGAUCAGUACCUGCAGGACACACUAGGAGAGGCAGUUUGUGCAGCAGCUGGCCCGAGUGCUGUAGACUGUGAAGUAGACCCACUGCGGGCGGGUAGCGGUGCUGCCCUGCGUAGGCAACAGGCGGCCUUACGAGAUGCUGUUACAUUAGCUUGGCGCGCCAUCGCUGCUUCAGCCCCUCGUUUCCCACCACCGUUGAGAGACUGCUUCGCUACUUUUAGAGAAAGGUUAAUUUCUAUGGGCAGAGAAGAUAUAUCAGAUAACCUCAUCAGUGCCUCGAUAUUUUUAAGAUUUUUGUGUCCAGCUAUACUAUCUCCGAGUCUUUUUGGAAUCACUCACGAAUACCCGAAUGAGCGUGCUGCACGUAACUUAACGCUGGUGGCGAAAACUUUGCAGACCUUAGCGAACUUCACUCGAUUCCAAGGCAAAGAGGCCUUCAUGGAGUUCCUCAACGAUUUCUUAGAACAGGAGGCGCCCAACAUGAAAGCCUUUUUGAGAGCUAUAUCGACGCGACCGCAAGAACAGCAGCAGCAACUGCAGCAACAACAGCAGCCACAGGACAGCAAGCGCAAUUCAGCUGCGUCACAAGGAUCUACGGCGGGUUCUGAGUCCUCACCAAUAGGAACUGUUGAAGCGGACCCAGAGUGGGCUCCACACGUGGACUUAGGCAAGCAACUUGCUACGCUCCAUGGAUUAUUGGUUGAUAGCUUGCCUAAAUUACCGUCUGGAAGAAUGCAGGAGCUCGAUCCAUUAAACGACAUAUUAGAUGAACUAAGUAAGAAGUUAGUAAACAACGACAUAGGACCAACUACACAAGUAACUGAUAAUAUCUUUAGAUUCAACGAUCCGACAUGCAACACACCAACAAAACAAAGUACAGAAAACGUUGUUUCCUCGAACGGUCCGCUUAACAGUAACUUUGCACAUAGUUCACCUAUUAUGAACAAAAACGGAGUCCAAUUCAAUAUAAGCCCAUCGAAAUCGAACGCAGAAGAGUCUAAGUACAAAGGAUCUUUUGUCACUGUAACUAAAUCGCCCAGCUUCAAUCUACGCUCCGCGACGCUACCGCGUAACGGCUAUGGCUCAAACGCGAACCAAAAUGUCAAUCCGGAUAGAUAUAGCUCCCAAUACAAUAACCAAGAACACUGCGUCAACCUGAAGGUCGUGCAAAUCGGUUUCGGUUCAGACCAAUAUCCGAAAGGCAUCAGUAACGGAUUAAACGAAAGCCUAGAACGACGAUUCCAAGACAGAUAUAAACCCAACAAUAAUUUCAAUCAACAACAUUACCACAAUUCGAAUUAUAACAGCACCGAACGAUCUCCUAGUAGCGAUAGCAUCAACCAUAAUUACUGUUCAAAUGAAAUGCAGAAUAUUAUGAAGGAAACUGCCACUCUGGAUGAGCUGUCAGACCUCCUAAAGUACGCUGAUGAUUCAGACAUCGUGGACGAAAAGAUUAUGAACAAGAAGAACAUAGCUCAGUCUAAAUCUAAUAACAACAUCGUGAACGGAAAUAAGAAUUACACAAAUAACGGAUCCAAUGUAUCCAUAAGUGGCUUAUCUAAUGUCGCCAGCUCCGGUUAUCAGAGCAUCGCCACUUACAGCCAAAGUUCUAGUCCCAUCGAGAACACCACGCAUCAUCACCAACCUUACGAAAACGGUGGACAGCCCCUAAGUCGGUUCUCGCAGCUGAAUUACCAAAAACAGAGAGACAAACAGUAUUACGAUAGCAAAAACGAGAAAUUCUAUCCAAAGAGCCCAGUGCAACAGAAAAUUGAAUACGACCUGCAAAAGUACGGCAUACAAAAUUUCACGACGGCCGAUAACGUACAAAAUAAUAAAAAUUCAAAUUCAAAAGUCGCUCCAUUGGUAUUCACUAAUCCAGUUUACAACAUGGAGGACAACAGACAAUCGCAAGAGGUGAAGAAAAACAAUGAGAACAGAAACUCCAAGCGGUGUCCAUGUGGCUCAUCCAGUUCAUCCAUAGAUGAGGAGGGCUUGAGCACAGACAACGCGGAGACCAAUUCUGAAGAGGGUUCCACCAACUUCAACGACGAUGGUAGGAACUUUGACCAGCAGAAUCGCAACAGCGCCCACCGAAAACUCGCCAGAGAUAAUUGUAAUUAUGAAGACGUAUACCAGAGAAGCAACCACAGCAAUUCACCUAGGAUAAGAGACGACGAAUCGUCGAGCAAUUCUCCAAGUCUGCGCAAGAGUAAAACGCGGAUGCCCAGAACGAACCCAAUGCUCUCCUACUCGACAAACCAAAACCCACUUAACCUAAAACAUUUUGGGCAGAGAGGAGAAUCCUUAUAUGAGAGCAAGCCCCACCACAUCUCUUCAGACUCUGGCUACCCUAUGAGCCGUUCAGACUCUAACGUAGAAGAAGUGAAUAAAGAGAUGUACCGGUUGCAAAUAUCGCGGAGUCAAAAAGCGCUAUUCAAUAUGGAGAACUCGAAAAAUUCUCCGGAGAAAUUCGUUAACGAUAACGCUGCACCGGAGACUAAUUAUCCUUUGGAUAGGGCAUAUUCGGGGGCCAAGAUGUCAAGUAGUAGAUUGAAUGAGGAUAUGGAGAGGCAUCAGGAUUACUAUGGAGGCAGGGAAAGGCGAGAGUCCCCUUCGCGUGUAUUUAGUAGGGAGUCUCACUCUAGUGAAGCCAGUGAGCGGGUAGCUGUAAGAACAGAAAGGGAACUGCCAGCGAGGGACAAGUUACAACGGCGGCUGAGUUUGGAAUCAGCGCGUGAACUCACAGAUAGCUCAGAUGAGCUAGACGAAACGUUGUACAGCACCACUGGACGAAGACGCACUAAACACCAUAGGACUAUAGAACAGUAUGAACGUGAGAUCGAACGAUUAAAAUGUUCGGUGGAACUGUUACGCGGCAGAUUGGGUCCAACGGACUCCGGGCAAGACCACACAGACGCCAAAAUGAAGGCUAUUAUUUCAAGGUUAAUUUGCGUGGAAGAUGAACUACGUCGCGAGCAGCGUAAAAUGGCGGCCGCACUCUCCCACAAGCAGCGAGUGAUAGAAGCGCAGGAGCAUAGAAUCGCCGCGCUAGACGAAGCCAAUACUCGCCUGCUAUCUGCUUUAGUACACCUCCAACAGAGGGCGCCACACUCCGCACCAACACACAACACAAGUAACACACACUCUCCGCACUCACACCAAGAACUGCAAAUAUGA
Molecule: messenger RNA, 4304 nt
Organism: Leptosia nina
Lineage: Eukaryota; Metazoa; Arthropoda; Insecta; Lepidoptera; Pieridae
Source: the annotation of a GenBank genome assembly